Molecule: messenger RNA, 6725 nt
Organism: Cavia porcellus (domestic guinea pig)
Lineage: Eukaryota; Metazoa; Chordata; Mammalia; Rodentia; Caviidae
Exons: 18
Coding region: 257-4804 (1515 amino acids)
Biological process (GO): cellular response to interferon-beta; activation of innate immune response
Cellular component (GO): nucleolus; cytosol; nucleoplasm
Molecular function (GO): double-stranded DNA binding
Source: RefSeq, a predicted model, not a curated record
UCUGCAGUGUGAGCCACACAGCACUCCUGAGAUUGUUGGGAUGACUCUGAACAGUAUCAUUUAUCUUUACUACCUUUAGAAAAUACUUUACUUUUGUAGCAUUUAAGAAGAUUACAACACCUUACUAUGUAGUUUUCUAAAUUUUUACUGAUUUGCCUUCCUCUUCAAGCAUAACAACCAUUAGAUCCUGCAUUGAUAAAAAUCUCAAGAUCCAGGUCUGCUGAAGAGACUUCUAAGAAGAUUUAACUGUCUUUCCAUGGAGGAAGAUACAUUCAAGAAUAUUAUUUUACAGCAUGGCUUGCAUCCUCUUAGUGACUAUCAUUUUAGAAUGAUCAAGUCUUUACUGGCAGAAGACUUAAAUUUGAAGGGAAGCAAGUAUGAAGAAUGUGACAAAAUUAAAUUUGCUGACCUGAUGGCAGAAAACUUCAAACAGGAUGAGAUCCUGGAAAAAUUGAUAGCACUCUUCGAAAUGAUACCACCUCUAGAAAACACUGCCAAACUUCUCAGGAAAGAGAAGCCAAAAGGUGUAACUGUCUUUCCAAAGAGGGAAAAUACAUGCAAGGAAAUCGUCUUACUGCAUGGCUUACACUCACUAAGUAAUUAUCAUUUUCAAAUGAUAAAGUCCUUAAUGGCUCAGCACUUAUACCUGAAGGGAAGCGAGUAUGAAGAAUGCGACAAAAUUAAAUUUGCUGACCUGAUGGCAGAAAAGUUCGAAAAGGAUGCGGGCCUGGGAACACUGAUAGCACUCUUCAAGAUGAUACCACCUCUGGAAAACACUGCAAAAUUUCUCAGAAAAAAGAUGCCAAAAGAUUUAACUGUCUUUCCAUGGAGUGAAAAUACCUGCAAGGAAAUUGUUUUUCUGCACGGCUUAUAUCCUCUCAGUGACUAUCACUUUAGAAUGAUAAAGUCCUUACUGGCAGAAGAGUUAAAACUAAAGCAAAGCGAGUAUGAAGAAUGUGACAAAAUUAAAUUUGCCGACCUGAUGGCAGAAAAUUUCAAAAUGGAUGCGGGCCUCGGAACACUGAUAGCACUCUUUGAAAUGAUACCAACUUUAGAAAACACUGCUGAUCUUCUCAGAAAAGAAACGCCAAAAGAUUUAACUGUCUUUUCAUUGAAGGAAAACACAUGCAAGGAAAUCGUUUUUCUGCACGGCUUAUAUCCUCUCAGUGACUAUCAUUUUAGAAUGAUAAAGUCCUUACUGGCAGAAGAGUUAAUACUACAGCGAAGUGAGUAUGAAGAAUGUGACAAAAUUAAAUUUGCUGACCUGAUGGCAGAAAAGUUCAAAAUGGAUGCAGGCCUGGGAACACUGAUAGCAAUCUUUGAACUGAUACCACCUCUACAAAACACUGCCGAACUUCUCAGAAAAGAGAAGCCAAAAGAUUUAAUUUUCUUUCCAAGAAAGAAAAAAACAUGCAAGGAAAUAGUUUUUCUGCACGGCUUAUAUCCUCUCAGUGACUACCAUUUUAGAAUGAUAAAGUCCUUACUGGCAGAAGAGUUAAAACUGAAGCAAAAAGAGUAUAAAGAAUGUGACAAAAUUAAACUUGCCGACCUGAUGUCAGAAAAGUUCAUAAUGGAUGCGGGCCUGGGAACCCUGGUAGCACUCUUUGAAAUGUUACCCCCUCUACAAAACACUGCAGAACUUCUCAGGAAAGAAAACCCAAAAGGUUUAAAUGCCUUUCGAUGGUGGGAAACAACAUGUAAGGAAAUUGUUUUUCUGCAUGGAUUAUAUCCUCUCAGUGACUAUCAUUUUAGAAUGAUAAAGUUCUUACUGGCAGAAGAGUUAAAACUGAAGCGAUGCGAGUAUGAAGAAUGUGACAAAAUUAAAUUUGCCGACCUCAUGGCAGAAAACUUCAUAAUGGAUGCGGGCCUUGGAAAGUUGAUAGCACUCUUUGAAAUGUUACCACCUCUACAAAACACUGCAGAACUUCUCAGGAAAGAAAAGCCAAAAGAUCUGAAUCUUUCUGUCUGGAAAGAAAAUACAUGCAAGGAAAUCGUUUUUCUGCACGGCUUAUAUCCUCUCAGUGACUACCAUUUUAGAAUGAUAAAGUCCUUACUGGCAGAAGAGUUAAAACUGAAGCGAAGACAGUAUAAAGAAUGUGACAAAAUUAAGUUGGCCGACCUGAUGGCAGAAAAGUUCAUAAUGGAUGCGGGCCUUGGAAAGUUGAUAGCACUCUUUGAAAUGUUACCACCUCUACAAAACAGUGCAGAACUUCUCAGGGAAGAAAAGCCAAAAGAUCUGAAUCUUUCUGUCUGGAAAGAAAAUACAUGCAAGGAAAUCGUUUUUCUGCACGGCUUAUAUCCUCUCAGUGACUACCAUUUUAGAAUGAUAAAGUCCUUACUGGCAGAAGAGUUAAAAUUGAAGCGAAGACAGUAUAAAGAAUGUGACAAAAUCAAGUUGGCCGACCUGAUGGCAGAAAAGUUCAAAAUCGAUGCGGGCCUGGGAACCCUGGUAGCACUCUUUGAAAUGUUACCACCUCUACAAAACACUGCAGAACUUCUCAGGAAAGAAAACCCAAAAGGUUCAACAGCCUUUCCAUGGAGGAAAUAUACAUGUAAGGAAAUUGUUUUUCUGCACGGCUUAUAUCCUCUCAGUGACUAUCAUUUUAGAAUGAUAAAGUGCUUACUGGCAGAAGAGUUAAAACUGAAGCGAGGCGAGUAUGAAGAAUGUGACAAAAUUAAAUUUGCCGACCUGAUGGCAGAUAAUUUCAUAGUAGAUGCGGGCCUGGGAAAAUUGAUAACACUCUUCCAAAUGUUACCACCUCUACAAAACACUGCCAGACUUCUCAGGAAAGAAAAUCCAAAAGAUUUGACACUUUUUACAUGGAAGGAAAAUACAUGCAAGGAAAUCGUUUUUCUGCACGGCUUGUAUCCUCUAAGUGACUAUCAUUUUAGAAUGAUAAAGUCCUUACUGGCAGAAGAGUUAAAACUGAAGCCAAGAGAGUAUAAAGAAUGUGACAGAAUUAAAUUUGCCGACCUGAUGGCAGAAAAGUUCAUAAUGGAUGCGGGCCUGGGAAAAUUGAUAGCACUGUUUGAAAUGUUACCACCUCUACAAAAUACUGCCGAACAUCUCAGGAAACAAAAGCCAAAAGGUUUAACUGCCUUUCCACUGAAGAAAAAUACAUGUAAGGAAAUUGUUUUUCUGCAUGGCUUAUAUCCUCUCAGUGACGAUGAUUUUAGAAUGAUAAAGUUCUUACUGGCAAAAGAGUUAAAACUGGAGCGAUGCGAGUAUGAAGAAUGUGACAAAAUUAAAUUUGCGGACCUCAUGGCAGAAAACUUCAUAAUGGAUGCAGGCCUGGGAAAUUUGAUAGCACUCUUUGAAAUGUUACCACCUCUACAAAACACUGCCAAACUUCUCAGGAAAGAAAAGCCAAAAGAUUUGACUCUUUUUACAUGGAAAAAAACUACAUGCAAGGAAAUCGUUUUUCUGCACGGCUUAUAUCCUCUCAGUGACUAUCAUUUUAGAAUGAUAAAGUGCUUACUGGCAGAAGAAUUAAAACUAAAGGAAAGAGAGUAUAAAGAAUGUGACAAAAUUAAAUUUGCCGACCUGAUGGCAGAAAAGUUCAUAAUGGAUGCGGGCCUGGGAAAAUUGAUAGCACUGUUUGAAAUGUUACCACCUCUACAAAACACUGCAGAACUUCUCAGGAAAGAAAAGCCAAAAGAUUUGACUCUUUUUACAUGGAAGGAAAAUACAUGCAAGGAAAUCGUUUUUCUGCACGGCUUAUAUCCUCUCAGUGACUAUCAUUUUAGAAUGAUAAAGUGCUUACUGGCAGAAGAGUUAAAACUGAAGCAAAGAGAGUAUAAAGAAUGUGACAAAAUUAAAUUUGCUGACCUGAUGGCAGAUAAUUUUGCAAUAGAUGCGGGCCUGGGAAAACUGAUAGCACUCUUUGAAAUGAUCCCACCUCUACAAAACACCGCCAAGCUUCUCAGGAAAGAAAAGCCAAAAGAUUUGACUCUUUUUACAUGGAAAGAAAAUACAUGCAAGGAAAUUGUUCUUCUGCACAGCUUAUAUCCUCUCAGUGACUAUCAUUUUAGAAUGAUAAAGUGCUUACUGGCAGAAGAGUUAAAACUGAAGCAAAGAGAGUAUAAAGAAUGUGACAAAAUUAAAUUUGCCGACCUGAUGUCAGAAAAGUUCAUAAUGGAUGCGGGCCUGGGAACCCUGAUAGAACUCUUUGAAAUGUUACCACCUCUACAAAAUACUGCAGAACUUCUCAGGAAAGAAAACCCAAAAGGUUUACCUGCCUUUCCACGGAGGAAAAAUACAUGUAAGGAAACUGUUUUUCUGCACGGCUUAUAUCCUCUCAGUGACUAUCAUUUUAGAAUGAUAAAGUCCUUACUGGCAGAAGAGUUAAAACUGAAGCAAAUAGAGUAUGAAGAAUGUGACAAAAUUAAGUUGGUCGACCUGAUGUCAGAAAAGUUUCUAGUGGAUGCGGGCCUUGGAAAAUUGAUAGCACUCUUUGAAAUGUUACCACCUCUCCAAAACAUUGCUGAACUUCUCAGGAAAAAACACCCAUUAGGUUUAACUGCCUUUCCAAGGAGGAAAAAUACAUGUAAGGAAAUCGUUUUUCUGCACGGCUUAUAUCCUCUCAGUGACUAUCAUUUUAGAAUGAUAAAGUGCUUACUGGCAGAAGAGUUAAAACUGAAGCAAAUAGAGUAUGAAGAAUGUGACAAAAUUAAGUUGGCCGACCUGAUGUCAGAAAAGUUUCUAGUGGAUGCGGGCCUUGGAAAAUUGAUAGCACUCUUUGAAAUGAUGCCACCUCUAGAAAACACUGCAGAACUUCUCAGGAAUGAAAGCCAAAAGAUUUGACUCUUUUUACAUGGAAGGAAAAUUCAUGCAAGGAAAUCGUUUUUCUGCACGGCUUAUAUCCUCUCAGUGACUAUCAUUUUAGAAUGAUAAAGUCCUUACUGGCAGAAGAGUUAAAACUGCAGCGAAGUAAGUAUGAAGAAUGUGACAAAAUUAAAUUGGCUGACCUGAUGGCAAAAAACUUCAAAAUGGAUGCGGGCCUGGAAACACUGAUAGCACUCUUCGAAAUGACGCCGUCUCUAGAAAACACUGCGAAACUUCUCAGAAAGAAAAAACCGAAAAUGUAAUAGGGUGCCUCCUCCCCAAUCUUGUCUCAAUCCCCAUCUCGGUCACAGUCACUACUUCCCUAGUGUAUUCCUCACUAUCUACAGGAGUACUCGUAGCUCAGGUGACAACAGCUUGAAUACUUGGAGAACUCUCUCCUAUAACAUGUUCUAAUAAAUUUGAGGAAUGGGAUUUUUGAGGAGGCCACUAAAGUGAUGAAAUAAAGCAGAAUGAAUUCUCAAUAAAUUUCUAACAUUCUUAUGCAUUGGAAAAAUUAAAAAUUAGCAAACUAAUAUUUGACAAUAUGAAGCAUUUUACACUAAUUGCAGUUUAAGUAUUUAGAUAAAUUAACAUCAUGUCUUUUAAGGUAAAUCUCAUUUCUCUUCUCUUCAAACUUCAUCUUACAGCUUAUAGAGGUAACUUGCUUUCCUUUAGUUACAUUUGUCACAUUAAUCCUUUUUCAUUUAUUCCCCAAUUAGAUAAUGUUUACUUCACAACACGUGGGUAGAUUUUCAUCAAAUUUAAUUAUUUGUCACCUACUUGGCUAGAAUAUUCAGACGCAUGUUACCCUUGCAUGCUUGGUCUUCAUUUUGUUGUCUUCUCUCAGUUAUGACUCUUCUGCAUUCUCCUCCAUGUGAACAUUGCUUCUAAUUCUACCUCUAUUUUAUGAUUUAGAACAAAUACAUUGGGCAAUAUUCCUAAUCUGUGUCCUCCACUCUCCUUCAUUUUGGUAUUUCCUUUCUCUCUCUCUCCUUCUCUCUCUGUCUCUCUCUGUCUCUCUCUCUCUCUCUCUCUCUCUCUGUCUCUCUGUCUCUCUCUCUCUCUCUCUCUUUCACCACAGCCUGUUUUUCAGACAAAGCCCACCAAUCAAAUGUGUUUUUAUUUCAUUUAAUUUUCAUCUGAAAUUAUUCGCUUUCCUUUUUGUGUUCUUGUUCCAUAUUACUUCCAAACCUUGUUUCAGUUUUAUACUGUUUUGUUUUGUAUGAUUCAUUGUGUGUAUGAAGAUGUAGACAACUAUUUAAAAGAAAACAAGGGACUUUAUGGCAGCCACUGUUGAUCUCCUGUUGUCUUGCUUUGAAAUCUAUGUCACUUACAUUUUUUUUCUUCUGAUCUGCUUUGUUCUGUUUUGUUCUGUUUAGUUUUACUCUCUUUAAAAUUAAGUUAAAAAAAUAAUGCUUGCAUUGUUAGAUUGACUUUGUAGACCAAAUGCUGGUCGUCUGGGAGUUUAUUUGGAUGAUAACAAUAUGAAUUAUAGCAACUGUCGGAGAUUUUCUUUUGUUUUGCUUUGAAAUCCAAUAUUCUGUUCCAUUUUACUCUUUUAUUUGAUUUGUAUGUCUGGAAACCUGAGCAAGUAUUUUUGAGGUUAACAACAUGCCAAAUAACCAUUGUGAAAUUCCUAUAAUCUUGUUUUGAAAACCCUAUUAGAUAUUGUUGUUUUUAUUGUUCUCCUUUUGUAUUUAUUGUUGUUAUGUUUAAAUUUGUUUAUUUUUAUUUUUAUGGUUUUUCUUAUUUCUCUUUAAAAUUAGAAAAACAGAAUGUUCUCAUUUAAGUGAAAUGAACAAAGAUUACACAAAGCCUUCUGUCAUGUCACAUCUGGUUGUAUUUCACAACUGCAUUGUACUGUCAAAGUUGUCAAUCAAAUUUUUCUAUUUUUAACAUC